Cydia amplana is the source of this 4690-nucleotide messenger RNA. Its product is annotated as cell adhesion molecule Dscam2-like. The transcript is spliced from 32 exons. Gene Ontology annotation, biological process: cell-cell adhesion. NCBI's taxonomy places the organism in Eukaryota, Metazoa, Arthropoda, Insecta, Lepidoptera, Tortricidae. The record is from RefSeq and is a predicted model, not a curated record. The coding region runs from base 316 to 4671 and encodes 1451 amino acids. Gene Ontology annotation, molecular function: protein binding.
AAUGAAUGUGUUAAACGAAGUCAUAAUAAAUAAUCUCCUAACCGAAACAAGCAAUUACCAUUAGCGGCAAAGGCGGUUACCACCAAAUUAAAUCACGCCAUCAAGCAGAAUUCCAUUUUCAAACAUUAAAAAAACAAGCUCGUGGGAAAGCUUCAGAGGUUUCAGUGCCCUCAGUUCGCUCCCAACCGCCAGGGGGAACGCGCGCGCGUUCGCAUCAAAAACGCGGGAACUCUCUUGACGUGAAACUUAAACUUUCUCAACAUUAUGUGACAUUCGAUAUUAUGAGAGUUCGGGCGCGAGUGUAAUUUGAACAAAAUGGAUGUACGCUUCUGGAUUCUGUUUUCGUUUGUUUUGUUUACUGAUGUCACCUCUUCGAUGAAGAAGUACUCCCAUCUAAGCGAAUAUCCGGAAAUCAUUACUUUUCAGAGAUCAUUAUUUGACCCGUCUACAGUCGACUCAAGAACAAUGAGAAUUCGUAGGAGCAUUUCCAUGACGAUGUCGCAGCACUUCGGCGAAACCACCGUGAUGCCAGGAGCUGACAUACAUCUCCAGUGCACCGUGAACGGACAGCAUCCGGGGAAAUUCAUCUGGGAGAGGGACGGCAUACUUAUUUCUUCAAAUACAGAUUCAAGGUACGGCAUCAGCCAAACUUUGUCUCCCAAUGGCGGGGUGACGUCACAACUGAACAUAUCACAUAUUCGGGUGGACGAUGGAGGCCUGUACGCGUGCGUUGCUUACUAUGGAGACACUCAGUUGGCGCACCAUGACCGGAUAAAUGUAUAUGGUCCCCCGUAUAUCCGAACGUUGCCCCCAUUCAAGGUUCAAAGCGGCCAGAGUGUCACUCUCAGGUGCCCUUACUACGGCUACCCCGUGAGAGAAAUUACGUGGGAAUACAAGGGCAAAGAAAUAAAGCCUGACAUAUCACAGUCCAGUCGCUACCGACGCUCCGUACCCUCCAGCAUAGAAAUAUUUGGCAGAAAACCCAAGUUAAGAAUCAAAAGAGACGCCACAGUAACCAGCGAUGGUGUAAUAAACAUAGCUAAAGUAAACAAGAAUGAUAAUGGUGGUAGCUACGCUUGCGUCGUGAGGAGCCCUUCGGGGGAGAUGGCUAAGAGAUCUUUUGAAUUACAAGUCGUGGAAGCACCUCAGCUGGAAGAGAUUUUGCUGGCAUCUGACUUGCAAGAAGGACAAAUAGUGCAGAUACAUUGUAAUUUGAAGAGCGGGGAUUCUCCUGUGUAUUAUUCGUGGUUGAAGGAUGGGAAGAAAAUUCCGAAUCAUCUAAAGAUAGUGGAGAGGAGCCUGGAAGUGUUCAGCGUGCUGAUAAUAAAGAACGUCUCGUUGGACCACUGCGGCACGUACACUUGCGUGGCCGCUAACCACGUGGCCAAAGUCAACCGGACUGUCAACCUCUACAUCAAAGUGGCCCCUAAGUGGAGCGAGGAGCCUCAGAAUACGUCAUUGCUCUUGGGACGGAGCGGUCACAUUUCCUGCAGUGCUAACGGCUACCCUCAGCCUCAGACUCACUGGCUUAAGAAAGAUGUUGUAUCGGAGACAUGGCGUCCAGUUCUGGAGGUGGCCGGAGGUGGGGUCCUGAGUUUGUCGAAUGGUUCCUUGAUGUUUGACACCGUGGCGCUGUCAGACGCUGGGCUUUACACUUGCCAUGUUGAAAAUGGAGUUGGGGAAGCGCUUAGCAAGACUAUAUGGAUAUCUGUUAACAAACCCGUUACUUUCGAUACCGUACUAAGGAAUAUGACAGCAAAACUCGGCCAACAAGUCACUAUAGAAUGCCAAGCAAAGGGUGACGAUCCUAUAAGGAUCAUGUGGACUAGGAAUGAGAAGCCAAUUAACCCACUGACACAAAGAGUUAAGAUAUCAGAAGCAAAAACAGACGAAGGUAUAACGAGUGUGUUGGAGCUUUUGCAAACGGAAACAAGCGAUGCCGCCUUGUAUCAAUGCAGGGCGGGCAACCCCUUCGGCGCUGACGUUUACAGCGUCCAUCUCAAUAUUUUAGAACCGCCAUCUCCUCCUACGGACUUAUCAGUAGAUUCGAUCAAAAGUCGGUCAGUGAAACUAUCGUGGCGCGACAUGGCUCGGUCUCUGGCGCAGUAUUACACAGUGCAGAUCACUAAUAGUCAAAGACUGUCAUGGAGUACUGCAAGGGCGAUCAACGUCUCCAGAACAGAUGAAAUCCGCCAUGUCGUGGAAAUAGAAGACCUUCAGCCGUCGACAGGAUACACGGCUAGAGUAGCUGGCGGCAACCAGGCCGAUUUAAGUCUCUUUUCAACGCCAGUACGCCUCACUACUACUGAAGAAGCCCCAACUUCCCCUCCGUUGGCGGUUCAGCUGGAACAGACGGAGUCUCCAGGGGAGAUCAGGGUGCGGUGGCUACCACCACCAGCGGACGCACAUAAUGGACUUAUACUUGGUUAUCGACUUAGGGCGGUGCCACAAUUGAGUGGAAUUAAAGAAAACCAAGAGCCAAGUGAUAAGAUCAUCAAAACAGCUUCAUUGUACUCGAAACAAGAAAACACAAUAACAGGACUGUUGAAAGGAGUCAGGUAUGCUGUGUCAGUUGCGGCCUUUAAUAGUGCUGGGACUGGACCGUUUUCAAUUCCAUUAUUUCAAGAUACCAGGGAAGGUGCUCCAGAAGAAGGCCCGUCGUCAGUGGAAUGUGGUGGUGUGACGUCAUCGGCUCUGCGAGUGAGCUGGCAGCCCAUUCCGCCGCACAAACAGGCAGGAGCACUCAUUGGAUAUACAGUGUUAUAUGCAGCGCAAGGUCGCCAUUGGCACAAUGCAACAACUCUAGUCACGGAGCUUAGACUCCAAGGCCUCUCCAAGUUCACCAACUACACAAUCAAAGUAGCGGGUUUCUCGAACUACGGCCUCGGCCCAUUCUCUUUCCCUAUUGUUUGUGCCACACUACAGGACGUACCCGAAGCACCAGCCGAAAUUAAACUGUUAUCACAAUCAUCCAACGCAUUGCUGGUCAGUUGGAAAAAACCAAACCAACCCAAUGGGAGAUUACUUCACUAUACCGUUUACUGCAAGCCUGCAUCCAGCAAUGACGGCCCACAAUCAUACCGCGUGGACACCCAGCCUAAUACUGAUGCUUACGAAAGAACUCAGACCAUGGAGCUCAAAGGACUAACAGAAGGAAGACAGUACGAUGUUUGGGUUACCGCCAGUACUUCUAUAGGAGAAGGUCCAGAGAGCAGGCGGGUUACCAACACGCCUUCUCAAAGAGUAGUUGCAGGCGUGGCAUCGUUAGGCGGAGAGGUAUCUGUUGCAGUCAGGAACUCCCUCCUCCUGGAGUGCAAGAGCGUUGGCGCUCCACCGCCGAGGACGGUCUGGUACCACAAUCAAAACAUCAUCACACACCAUCCUAGGUUCACCAGAAAUAGAGAUGAUAGUUUGCUGAUCAAAAGUAUUGACCAAGCUCUCAGCGGCAACUACACAUGCCUAGCCAAAAACCUAUACGGGUCUGACUCUGUGGUCUAUCAAGUCAAAGUUUUGCCCUUGCCUGACCCCCCAAGUUUGAGAGUCACGCCUUACAAGGAUUCUGUUGUAGUACAGUGGGACGAAAUACGUGUCUAUAGCAACGAUUCAUUAGGUUAUGGUAUCACUUACAACCUUACCUGGAGGGAAGGUGAUGGCCCGUGGCAAGAGGCUUGGCCGGUAGCUAGAGAGUCCCGACUACCAGGAGUCCAACAACAUACUCUGAUUGGUCUUAAGUGUGGGACUAAGUAUUCAGUGAGGGUCACCGCCACAGAUUCCGUCGGAACGUCUAUUCCUGCUCAAGCCGAUGUUAUGACAUUAGGAGGUGCACCAGUCCCCCCUCCCUCCACCGACUGGUUAUGGAGCAACGCGUCUCACAUCUACAUCCAACUCAGCGGCUGGGAUGAUGGCGGCUGUGACGUCACAAAAUGGGACGUGGAAUAUCGGCCUCUGGGCUCCAACCUAUGGCACAGAGCGGAGAAUAAAGCACCUGUCGAUAUGAACAUGGGUUGGAGUUUCUACGAAGGCCUGUACCAAGCUCCUCCCCUUCGCGCAAUGCCGACGUCUUUUGCAAUUGGAUCCCUCUCUCCAGCGAAUUGGUAUCAGCUGAAAGUGACUGCUACAAAUGACGCUGGAGUUGCAUCCACCGUUUACACAUUUGCCACGAAGAAUGUGGACGGAGAAGAAAUUGGGCCCCCGUCAGACAUGUUUGAUCUAAACAUGCUUGUCAUCAUAUGCAGCUCCAUUCUCCUUGUCGUCUGCGUUUUUGCCUUUAUUUGCAUCCUCUUCAGAAGACAUAGACAAAACUUCUCGUCCCAAUACCGUCACUCCAUAGCUGAGGACGUGAAGUCCCGCAACGAGAGCAUGACGUCACAGUCGGAGCACAAGGAGCGGUAUGCGCACACGCCGCGGAUAUACACGUCGCCAGUUCAUAACAGGAAGACCAGCAAAAAUGAAAUGUUCGAGAUUAGUCCCUACGCCGAGUUUGCCCUGGGUUUCCGAACCUUUGAUCAUGUGGAGAAUCAAGACUUGCCAAGCCGGCUGCCCGGGCGCCCACGAUUUGACACAGAGACCAGCUUCCAGGCUCGCUCCGAGUCGGAUGACAGUGACAGCACUUCGAAAGCUACUAUGUCAGCGAUUCCGCGAAGACACUGCCGCACACCGCAUCACAGAUAACAACUGAAGCAUUAAAUUA